GAGAGAGUUUUUGAUCCGAUGGGAGGUGUGUUGACCGAUAUUAGUAAUACAAGCGUAGUACUCGAAGCCAUAACGAGCCAAAAGUCCUAUUUGAGUCUCAAACCAGCAGAGAAGGAAACUACAGCAAAAUAUACGACAAAAAGGGCUGUAGAAGUGGUUAAA
Molecule: messenger RNA, 162 nt
Organism: Cokeromyces recurvatus
Lineage: Eukaryota; Fungi; Mucoromycota; Mucoromycetes; Mucorales; Mucoraceae
Exons: 1
Source: RefSeq, a predicted model, not a curated record